Molecule: messenger RNA, 602 nt
Organism: Sphaerulina musiva SO2202
Lineage: Eukaryota; Fungi; Ascomycota; Dothideomycetes; Mycosphaerellales; Mycosphaerellaceae
Exons: 1
Coding region: 1-369 (122 amino acids)
Source: RefSeq, a predicted model, not a curated record
AUGCAAUUCACGACCAAAGCCAUCGCGCUCUGCAGCGUCCUCGCAUCCACCACUCUUGCCGCAGACGUCUUUUCUGUCUUCCUCGACGCCAACGGAGGCCAAAUUGGCUCCACCCAAUUCAGCAUUGGCAACGGCGGUUGUUUCGCGGUCGAUCGCGCAAGCCAAUUGUCCUUCUCUCAAGCUGGCUCCGAGGAGACGGCCAAUGGCCCUUACUGCCUCUUCGGCUAUCAGCAAGGUGCCUGUCCGGGAGAUGGAGAUGCCUCUCAGCAGUUCCAGGACGUGGAUCUUCGCGGCCGUGCCUACCAGCUCGAUGUAGGUCUGAAUGGCGCGGAAUCGUACCGAUGGGAGACCAACUCGUGCCCGGAGUAGGCUCGAAGAAUGUGGUGACAAUGCUCCAGAAUGCUUGAAUGGAGCAUUAUAGAUGCCGUGAAUGACGAAUGAGGGAUGAAUGGUAGAGGCGUGAGCCGGGUUUGCUGGCACGGAUCUUGUUUUAUGGGCGUCUGGCUGAUGGGCCGUGGUAUACAUCACAAUCUUUCAUUUACCUCAGAAACCAGCUGGCUUCUCGAUCAUGUAGCUUUCAGCUUCAAUGUGAUAAGAUGUUG